GUUCGGACCAAUCAGAAUCCGCGUUGUUCGUGAGUAGAAAGUUUCCAAGAUGGUGCUCGAAAGCACUAUGGUCUGUGUAGACAACAGUGAGUACAUGAGGAAUGGUGACUUCCUGCCCACCCGACUACAGGCACAGCAGGACGCUGUCAAUAUCGUUUGUCACUCAAAGACACGCAGCAAUCCCGAAAACAAUGUUGGACUCAUCACUAUGGCCAAUAACUGUGAGGUCCUGACUACUCUAACGCCAGACACCGGGCGCAUCCUCUCCAAACUGCACGCCGUUCAACCCCGCGGCAAGAUCAGCUUUUGUACUGGCAUCAGAGUAGCCCAUUUGGCACUGAAGCACAGACAGGGGAAGAACCACAAGAUGAGGAUCAUCGCUUUUGUCGGCAGCCCGGUGGAAGACAAUGAGAAAGAUCUGGUGAAACUUGCAAAGCGUCUGAAGAAAGAGAAGGUCAAUGUGGAUGUGAUUAACUUCGGAGAGGAGGAGGUGAACACUGAGAAGUUGACUGCGUUCGUAAACACUCUGAAUGGAAAGGAAGGAACAGGCUCUCAUCUUGUCACAGUGCCUCCUGGCCCCAGCCUGGCAGAUGCUCUGCUUUCCUCUCCUAUCCUGGCGGGCGAGGGUGGCACCAUGAUGGGCUUGGGAGCCAGCGACUUUGAGUUCGGAGUGGAUCCCAGCGCUGACCCUGAGCUUGCCCUGGCUCUGCGUGUCUCCAUGGAGGAACAGAGGCAGCGGCAGGAGGAGGAGGCUCGGAGAGCAGCUGCCCAAUCAGCUGCCGAAGCAGGAAUUACCUCUCCCACUGCUGACGAAUCAGAGGAAGCUCUCCUGAAGAUGUCCGUGUCUCAGCCUGAGACUGGUGUGACAUCACUGCCAGACUUCAGCAGCAUGACCGAGGAUGAGCAGAUUGCCUAUGCCAUGCAGAUGUCUCUGGCAGGAGGAGAAUUUGGUGAAUCGAUGGACACAGGAGCUCCGAUGGACACAGCCGAAUCGGCAAAGGAGGAGGAUGACUACGAUGUAAUGCAGGAUCCUGAAUUCCUCCAAAGUGUCCUAGAGAAUUUGCCUGGCGUGGACCCCAACAACGAGGCCAUUCGUAACGCCAUGGGCUCCUUAGCUUCUCAAAGUGGAACCAAGCCAGAUGGCAAAAAGGAUGAGGAGAAGAAAAAAUGAUCGCUAUACAAGAUCAUAGACAGGUCCUUUUGAUUAAAGAAAAAAUAAUAAUAAAAUUAAAAAAUGAAAAAAAAAAAAA
Clarias gariepinus (North African catfish) is the source of this 1250-nucleotide messenger RNA. RefSeq names its product proteasome 26S subunit ubiquitin receptor, non-ATPase 4a (gene psmd4a). Lineage: Eukaryota; Metazoa; Chordata; Actinopteri; Siluriformes; Clariidae. The record is from RefSeq and is a predicted model, not a curated record. The transcript has 10 exons. Bases 50 to 1171 code for a protein of 373 amino acids. Gene Ontology annotation, cellular component: proteasome regulatory particle, base subcomplex; cytosol; nucleus. Gene Ontology annotation, biological process: proteasome-mediated ubiquitin-dependent protein catabolic process. Gene Ontology annotation, molecular function: polyubiquitin modification-dependent protein binding.